AAUGAAUGUGUUGUAAGGUCUGGGCACAUCGAGAGUUGCUCCGUCUCUCAGUAACAAGUCUCUUGGAAUUACUGGAAUUAAAAAAAUAUAUUCAACAUGAAGAUCUCAAUCAUAUUCGUAUUGGCUAUGGCUUUCUUCGGUAUGCUGCUUGGUGGUGCUCAAGCUGCUCCUGCACCUGACCCGAAGCUGCCCAGCGGUAAAACUAUCAAGAAGGUCGGGAAGGCUAUUAAAACUGGCUUUGGUAUUUUGAGCGCAGCAGGCACAGCUCACGAAGUAUACACCAAUCUCAAAAAUAGAAACAACAAUUAAUUUUUAUUAUAUUAAUAAUGUAUUUAUUUAUUGUUAUAUUCCGUGAAAAUUCAAGUAUUUCUUUAAGGCAGCUUUGCAAAAUGAACAAGAGGCAUAGUUAUAAUUAAAUUAAUUAGUUCUUUAUUUACCAAAGAUAGCAAAUAUUCAUACGGUUAACGUCGUA
Diatraea saccharalis (sugarcane borer) is the source of this 472-nucleotide messenger RNA. The record is from the annotation of a GenBank genome assembly. NCBI's taxonomy places the organism in Eukaryota, Metazoa, Arthropoda, Insecta, Lepidoptera, Crambidae.